AGAACUGCCAUGUUCUCGAUGAUGUCGAAUGCUGAAUCUUCCCCGACCACAAGCUCUCCAUUCGGUUUCGGUUCGUCAUCAGCUUCUCCAUUCAGCGCUCCUCAAACUCCGGAUCUCGAGGAUGAACGGUCUAUCUAUAUGUCACCAACACCCGUCAGCAGAAGUUUGAAAGCAGAUAACGUGAAAGAGAUAUACUUCAAAGCUUAUGUGGACGAGAAACUUGAAGUCCACAAGAAAGAGCUGGAAGAAGAGUUGCAUCAAGGACGAAUGCGAGCUCUAGAACAGGCCCUAGAAGAUGCAAAAAAGGAGAGCUGGAUGUACAAACCGCUCGACUUUUAGAGUGUAGCCAUCCAUUUCACUUUAAAGUACAGUCUUCCUUAUUUGAACGUCGCUUUCUGUGGUUGCACCAAGUUCGCUGUCUGCAGAGCAGGCCGGUGGCUUUAGAUCACUACAGCGAUUGGAAAACUGCACAAAACCGCAGAAGAAGUUACCAGAAGACGAUGAAAAAAUGAGGAAAAACUAACAUUAUUUGAAUCUGUAUUUAUUUACAAAAAACUUGAGAC
Cylicocyclus nassatus is the source of this 563-nucleotide messenger RNA. NCBI's taxonomy places the organism in Eukaryota, Metazoa, Nematoda, Chromadorea, Rhabditida, Strongylidae. The record is from the annotation of a GenBank genome assembly.